AUGAGAGGGAAUUGGGAGACGGCGGAGCCAUUGGUACACGCGCCGAAUCAGCAGCGGCAGCAACAGCAACAAACCACUGUCGAAGAGCAACGCCAUCCCCUCCAUUCGCCAACCACGCCCGCCUGGGGUAUCGCCGAUAGAAUCGUGAAAGCGGAGCCAACAGAGGAUAAAAACAACGACUCAGGUGUCUCACCUGAUCACUACACAAGCAACUCUGCCUCCCCGAGAAGCAGGAGAUCCUCGUCCACGGCGAAUUGCAGUUUGUCGCCUGGGAGCGCGAACUCGCAGGACUCGAACAACAUGCAGUGCAGCACAUUCGAUUACAGUCCGCAGAGGAUGUUCAAAAAUUGUGGUUCGCCGCUGGAAUACACCAGGCAUCAUACCAUGGACGAUCGUCAGACGGAACAGGCGAUGGACGUUGUUUCCAGUACGGUGAAACAGUCCAACGAGGACAUCGAGCUCGGUCAGGACAUCUUGCAGUGUCCUAUCUGCGCCUUCACCACGUUCAACAGGUUAAAGUUCACCGAGCAUCUGGCCACGCACUGCUCGACGAAAUGCGACACUCCAGACUUCGUCAACACUGUUCUCAGCCAAUUGACAGCGUCGGGAUCUAUUCAGGACGAGAGCACGUCGUCGCCGACCCACGGGGAACGCUCCGAGCACGAAUCAGAGGAGCCUGACGAGCCUGGACUUCGAAUUCCACGAGUGAAUUCUCAAGGAAAGGUGAAGACCUUCAGGUGCAAACAGUGCAACUUCAUGGCGAUCACGAAGCUCGAGUUCUGGGAGCACAGUCGCGGCCACAUCAAAGCCGAGAAACUUUUAACCUGUCCAAAGUGUCCGUUCGUCACAGAGUACAAGCAUCACUUGGAGUAUCACCUGCGGAACCAUUUCGGUUCGAAGCCUUUCAAGUGCGACAAGUGUUCGUACUCCUGCGUGAACAAGUCGAUGCUGAACAGCCACCUCAAGAGUCACUCGAACAUCUACCAGUACAGAUGUGCCAACUGUUCGUACGCCACCAAAUACUGCCACUCGUUGAAGCUCCAUCUGAGAAAGUACUCUCAUCAGCCAGCGAUGGUGUUGAACGCCGACGGUUCACCGAAUCCUCUACCCAUUAUCGACGUCUACGGAACGCGAAGAGGGCCGAAGCAGAAGUCGCUCAAGUCCGACGAAGACGCGAGCCAAAGCAACAGUGUCCCAACCAACAACAACAUGCAGAUUCCGAUGACGUCACCUCAGCUCAUCGCUCCACCUCAAAUCUCCCCGGUCAGCCAUCGUCUGCUGAUCAACCCAAUGACCGCCAUCAGCGACGUGAACCCCAUCAACGGUUUGAACGGAGCAGUACAGAAUCCACCUGUGCUCACGUUCCCGUACAACCAAAUCUUCGCCGGAUUCCCCCUGACUCACUUCCCCAAGUCGGAGGACAGCAGCGCGGAGAACCAGUUGGACAGAAUCAAGGCCAACUCUCUGAUGGACUACAUGAAGGUCGUGGAGGCUGAGAGGAUGUCCGAAGAUAUGCCCCAGAAUCUGGCGAUCAGAUGCUUCGCCGGAAAUAACACGUUGAACGGCGUUUCCAACGGAUACCCCCAAGUUCCCAAGAUGAACGAGAUUCCCGCGGCACCGAGUUUCGAGAUCGAGGAUCCGUGCGUCGACGCCAAAGCCACUCCCUUGGACCUCAGCAAACCUGUGUACGUUGACAGCAACGUUCAGAGACCGCCUGCUAAUUCUCCCAAGGCAACCGGAACCAGCAGACGCAAAGGAAGAGCUGUGAAGCUGGAUCGUCGAGUGGUCGAAGAAGACACCGACGAGGAACAGCAGCAGCAACAACAGCCGCCAGAGGAACAAGAAGUGACGUUCGAGCCUCCAGCAGCUAGCAGUCCUGGUUCCCGCGACGGGAAAGAACCAGUCGAGCGUAGUUUCGCCGUGGUGAACAACGAGUUCACCUGUCAAUACUGCGAGAUUGCUUUCGGCAACGUGGUCAUGUACACCGUCCACAUGGGAUACCACGGCUACAACGACCCGUACACUUGCAACAUGUGCGGCCACGAGUGCACCGACAAGGUGUCCUUCUUCCUGCACAUCGCCAGGUCCAAGCACUCGUAG
This is a messenger RNA of Habropoda laboriosa, 2100 nucleotides long. It is a transcript of the gene Hb, whose product is annotated as protein hunchback. Lineage: Eukaryota; Metazoa; Arthropoda; Insecta; Hymenoptera; Apidae. Bases 1 to 2100 code for a protein of 699 amino acids. The transcript is spliced from 3 exons. The record is from RefSeq and is a predicted model, not a curated record. Gene Ontology annotation, cellular component: nucleus. Gene Ontology annotation, biological process: regulation of transcription by RNA polymerase II. Gene Ontology annotation, molecular function: DNA-binding transcription factor activity, RNA polymerase II-specific; RNA polymerase II transcription regulatory region sequence-specific DNA binding.